UCUGUUCGUUCAUCGCAUAGGAGUAAUUUGACUGCGCUUUUUUGUGUGUAGAACCUGCGGAGAAGUUUCAUAGUACGGGCCGAUCAAAAGUUUCACUUUGCUACAAUCAUGUCGCUGGUUUCGCAUAUCUUGCGCCGCUCCAUCACGCAAUCAAUCGCCCGCAACGCCCAGGUCGGAGGACCAUCGGCCGUGUCUGGCCAUGAAGCCGGUGGCUAUAAGAUCUGGAAGAAGCUGUCCUUCCUGGUGGCCAUGCCAGCCGUCGGUCUGUGCAUGCUGAAUGCCUAUCUGAAGCACCAGGAGGAACACCACCACCCGAGACCGGAGUUCGUCAAGUACGAACACCUGCGCAUCCGCAACAAGCGCUUCCCGUGGGGUGACGGCACCAAGAGCCUGUUCCAUAACCCGCACGCCAACCCGCUGCCGGACGGCUACGAGCAUUAGAAGGGUGCCACCGGGACAGCUGCCUGAAUCCGCACGAAAUCCAUUCCGGAAUUGGUUCCAGGCUGGCUCUCGCGCCGCUUUGUUUCCAACCGGCAAAUAGUGUUGUUUAAAUAAAUUCUGCGAUCAACUGCGAAA
Molecule: messenger RNA, 576 nt
Organism: Anopheles nili
Lineage: Eukaryota; Metazoa; Arthropoda; Insecta; Diptera; Culicidae
Product: cytochrome c oxidase subunit 6A, mitochondrial-like
Exons: 2
Coding region: 109-441 (110 amino acids)
Biological process (GO): mitochondrial electron transport, cytochrome c to oxygen
Cellular component (GO): mitochondrial inner membrane
Molecular function (GO): enzyme regulator activity
Source: RefSeq, a predicted model, not a curated record